AUGGCGCGCCUCAACUGCUCAGCUGCCGGCACUGUGGUGGAGACAGCUGUGGGCACCAUGCUGACUCUGGAGUGUGCUCUGGGCCUUACAGGCAAUGCUGUUGCCCUCUGGACCUUCUUUUACCGUCUCAAAGUGUGGAAGCCUUAUGCGGUCUACCUGUUCAACCUGGUGGUGUCUGACCUGCUAUUGGUCACCUGUCUGCCAUUCCUCGCUGUCUUCUAUCUGAAGGGCAAGACCUGGGGACUCGGCCAUGUACCCUGCCAAAUCCUGCUCUUCCUGCUGGCCUUCAGCCGUGGUGUGGGGGUGGCCUUCCUGACAACAGUGGCUCUGGACCGAUAUCUGCGUGUGGUCCAUCCUCGGCUCCGAGUCAACUUGCUAUCUCCAAGGGCAGCCUGGGGCAUCUCUAGCCUAGUGUGGCUUCUCAUGGUUGCCCUCACUCCCCAAAACAUGCUCAUUCACCAGGCUAUCCAGAAUUCCACCAAGUGUCCCAGCUUCUACCCCAUAGGAGAAACUGAGGCCGGCGCCAUCUGGCAGGAGGUCCUCUUCUUCCUACAGCUCCUGCUUCCCUUCGGCCUCAUCUUCUUCUGCAACACUAGGCUCAUCAGGACCCUCCAGGAGAGACUCCGGGAGUCUGACAAGCAGCCCAGGCUCCGGAGGGCCAGGGCACUGGUUGCUAUGGUGCUGUUGUUGUUUGGACUGUGCUUCCUGCCUAGUGUCCUGGCCAGAGUCCUGGUGCAUGUCUUUCAGGAAUCUGAGAGCUGCAGCAUCCAGCAAGCCGUAGUGCAAGCCUCCGAUGUCGCCGGCAGCCUCACCUGCCUGCACAGUGCAUUGAGCCCAGCCGUUUACUGCUUCUCCAACCAGGCCUUCACCCACUCGUACCGGAAGGUGCUCAGAAGCCUUCGAGGCUGGAGGAAGGCAGCAGAGCCGGCUAGCUCCAACCUCAGGGACUCCUAUUCCUGA
Messenger RNA from Onychomys torridus (southern grasshopper mouse), 960 nucleotides. It is a transcript of the gene Gpr31, whose product is annotated as G protein-coupled receptor 31. Gene Ontology annotation, cellular component: membrane. The coding region runs from base 1 to 960 and encodes 319 amino acids. Gene Ontology annotation, biological process: G protein-coupled receptor signaling pathway. The transcript has a single exon. NCBI's taxonomy places the organism in Eukaryota, Metazoa, Chordata, Mammalia, Rodentia, Cricetidae. Gene Ontology annotation, molecular function: G protein-coupled receptor activity. The record is from RefSeq and is a predicted model, not a curated record.